AUGGGAAGUCACGUAGAUGAGCUAGACCCAUCAUGGGGCGAUACAGAUCGGCUGCUUGGUCAGCUGUUCAUGAUGGGCUUUGAGGGAACCACAGUCACGCCUCAGAUUCGCAAGCUGAUACAGGAACAUCAUCUGGGCUCGAUUCUGCUGACAGCAAAGAACCUCAAAUCCGCCGAACAGACGACGCAGUUAGUACUUGAGCUGCAGAAAUGUGCCUACGAUGCCGGCCAUGUCGUGCCACUGGCCAUAGGCCUAGAUCAAGAGAAUGGCGGCGUCAACAGCCUCUUCGACGAGAUUUACAUUCGUCAAUAUCCCUCAGCCAUGGGUAUGGCAGCAACAGGAUCGCGUGAGCUAGCCUACGAAGUCGCGAAAGCCACUGCCGAGGAAAUCGCAGCCUGUGGCAUCAACUUGAUGAUGGGACCGUGUCUCGAUGUCUUGACUAAUGUACGAAAUCAGCCUCUGGGUGUGCGUACUACUGGCGACGACCCGCAAGAAGUUUCAUCGUACGGCGUGGCAUUCAUGAAGGGGUACAAGGACGCUGGUCUUGCCACGAUGGGCAAGCACUUCCCCUCGUACGGCAGUCUUGAGUUCCUCGGCUCAGCGCUGGAUGUUCCUACGAUCACGGAAAGCCUGGAGUCAUUGAGCCUGAACGCUUUGGUGCCGUUCCGUAACGCCAUCAAAGAAGGCUUAGAUGCCAUGAUGGUCGGAGGCUGUGCCAUGAACAGUGCUGGGCUGAAUGUUAUGCACGCCUGCCUGUCCGAGCAGGUAGUCAACGAUCUGCUUCGGAACGAUUUGCACUUCAAUGGCGUGGUCAUCUCCGACUGUCUAGAGAUGGAAGCGCUUAGCCAUAAUAUUGGCGUCGGCGGCGGCACAGUCAUGGCGAUUAAUGCAGGCUGUGACAUUGUGCUUCUCUGCCGCUCUUUCGUGCAUCAGCAAGAAGCUCUCGAGGGGUUCAAGCUUGGCAUCGAGAAUGCGAUGAUCACCAAAGAGCGUUUGCGAACCUCUCUGAAGCGGGUACUAAACAUGAAAGCGAAGUGCACGACUUGGGAGAAGGCACUCAACCCUCCCGGCAUCAAUCUGCUAUCGAAGCUACAACCUGCUCAUACUGUCUUGUCUACCAGGGCCUACAACUCUUCGAUCACUGUGGUAAGAGAUAAAGGCCGCAUACUGCCACUCGCAAAUACGAUGGAGCCAGAAGACGAGCUUCUGCUAUUGACGCCACUCGUAAAGCCAUUAGUAGCUUCGGCGGCCUCACGAGCACUUUCAGAGCAUGCCACGAAUGGCUCGCCAGAACCUGCGAUCUGGGAAAGAAGUGCUUCCGUCAUGAGCGGCGAGAGAGUAUUCCGAGAGCUCGGUCGCUCAUUGGCUCGUCAAAGGAGUGGCCGCGUUCUACACACCUCUUAUACAGCUAAUGGUGUGCGUCCGCAACACGAAAACCUCAUCAAUCGUGCCGGUGCUAUCGUGCUUGUCACUGCAGAUGCGAAUCGCAAUCUGUAUCAGAGCGGGUUCACAAAGCAUGUAUCGAUGAUCUGCAACAUGCAGUACACAUCUGGAGGCGACAAACGAGAGAAGCCGAUUGUGAUCGUGGCCGUGAGCUCACCUUACGACUUCGCCAUGGACCAAAGUAUCGGAACAUAUAUCUGCACCUAUGAUUUCACUGAGACAGCGCUCAAUUCACUGGUCAAAGUGCUCUAUGGUGAGCUAGCUCCCGCCGGUGCUUUACCCGGAACCAUCAGCCAGAGCCAGAAGCUGUCGCAGUCGAAGCAGCACUGGCUUGUCGAAGCUUUCAACGAAGAGCGCGACUCGAAUUCGCUUGACGUCCUGCUCAAGGUUGUGGUCGAAGGCAAUACCCCUGGAUUGCACUCCGAGCUUUCGAGUGCAUCAUCCAACUCUUUCCUCUUGCGGCAUCCUGAGAUCCUCGAAGCACAUUUCGUUGUGCGGAACAGUAGCACGCAAGCUUUAUAUGGCUUCUGCACGACUUACUUCUUCAAAGCAACAGGUACCGGCAUUAUUGGUGCUGUGUUCGUCGACCCGGGCCGCCGCAAGCUAUCAAUUGGACACUCGCUGCACAAUCGCGCUAUUCGUACAUUACUACAGCGAGAAGGCAUCAAGCGCUUCCAGCUUGGCUCGCGCCUGCCGAGUAUAUACCUAGGCAUACCCACAGAUCAUGGUGGCGAGCGUAAGCGACUUCGCUCGUGGUUCGCUAAUCUGGGCUGGAACACUGCAUUAUCUCGUGCAGUCUGCAGCAUGGUCGCGCGUAACCUGGCUACUUGGCAGCCGCCUCCUGGUAUGGCGAAAAGCCUGCAGAGCGCAGGGGUCGACUUCGAUCUGGUGUACGGCUGGGGUCAUGCAAGCCCGGUGCUCGACCAUAUCAAGACAAACAAUCGCCAAGGUCUGGCUGAGGUGUAUAAGAUGGCCUUGGCAGACCCGUCCGCUUGUGGUAUUAUCCGAGCUAGGCGGCCGGAAGAUGGCGCUCUCGUUGGCACUGUUGUACUGUACAACAUGCACUCGCAGCUGGCGGAAUUUGUGCCUGGUAUGAAAGACAUUGGCGAGCUCGCUGGUGGCAUCUCGUCUCCUGUCAUCAGUCCCUCCGUAGGCGAGUACUCGACUCUCCUGCAAGGUCUGAUCCUACUUGGCAUGCGUCAGAUCAGGAAGCAAGGCUGCAACGCGUGCAUCUUGGAUUACAUGGAUGGUGAUGGUGACUUCGAUGGACUUUCUGCUUUGGGUUUCAGUGUUCUGCACAAUUUCGAGGAGGUCAGCUGCGAUGCAGCAACUUGGACAAUGGUGCCGCCAUCAUGA
Molecule: messenger RNA, 2799 nt
Organism: Recurvomyces mirabilis
Lineage: Eukaryota; Fungi; Ascomycota; Dothideomycetes; Mycosphaerellales; Teratosphaeriaceae
Exons: 3
Coding region: 1-2799 (932 amino acids)
Biological process (GO): peptidoglycan turnover; carbohydrate metabolic process
Molecular function (GO): hydrolase activity, hydrolyzing O-glycosyl compounds
Source: RefSeq, a predicted model, not a curated record